This is a messenger RNA of Haliotis rubra (blacklip abalone), 993 nucleotides long. RefSeq lists its product as uncharacterized. The record is from RefSeq and is a predicted model, not a curated record. Lineage: Eukaryota; Metazoa; Mollusca; Gastropoda; Lepetellida; Haliotidae. The transcript has 2 exons. The coding region runs from base 1 to 822 and encodes 273 amino acids.
AUGGGGGACACCCUGACAGAACCUAGACGUUUUGACCCUCAUGGGGCAUCUAAUGUCCCUCGCUGUAGGCUCCCUAAGGGACAAGUGGACUACAUAACCAGGCAUUUCACCACUUUCAUAGAUGACAAGACUAUGGAGGGUGUGUUAGAGGAAUGUCCUAUACCGGAGGGUAAGGUUUUUGAAGUCCCUCAUAUGGAUGGCAUUAUCGAAUCCCUUAUGGAACAAUAUGGGAUAAGUAAUGAGAAGGGAGCUGACAAGGGUCUAAGAUCCAUUCAGUCCAGGCUCAUGAGAGUUAUGGGUCCUUUAGGGGCUUUAUAUGCUCUACUUGAACAGGCCCGUAAUGAUCAGUGUACUGAGUUAGACUUCGAGUGUGUGAUUGAGCUAGUUGAGAAAACGAUAUGUUGCACAGGCCAAGUUAAUGUAGCCUUGAACUACAAUUGGAGGCUAGCUACAUUGUGCAAACUUACAAAGGAUCUCAAAAAGAGUAAAUCCUUGAUGAGAAAACAUGCCAACGUCUUCAGUGACACCGAGGCCCAAUUGUUUGGGGACGGUUUUCUGCAAGUCUUGAAAGACAUGGGAAAAAAUCGUAGGGAGGCUAGAGAAGUGGCUGAUGCACUUCAGCCCCCUAAAAAGAAACUGAAAUUUGUGCAUAAGCCAACAGCACAACCUAACCCUCCACAGUCUGCUAGUUUUUCCAGACUCAUGUUCAAGCAGCUCUUUCGGCCCGUGCCCUCGGGAGGCAGACAGGUUUCCGGGGGCGGAUAUACCGGUGGACUUGUCAGCAGGGGAGGUUUGUCCCAGUACAAGAGAGGCAAAAGGUAGGACCUAGCCAAAGAUGGAGUCCUGUGCUCUGACGAUCUCCAUUGUGUCGGACAGCCUGACAGUGUGGAGCCCUUUGUGGCUUGAUAGUGAUUUUUAAUACUCUAAUUCAAUUCCGUCCAGAUGCCAUGUAUGCAUUGUUUUGCUAUUGUUGAGCAUUAAAAUUAUUGUUGA